Messenger RNA from Populus nigra (black poplar), 1242 nucleotides. RefSeq names its product phospholipase A1-IIgamma-like. The coding region runs from base 21 to 1208 and encodes 395 amino acids. The transcript is spliced from 2 exons. Gene Ontology annotation, molecular function: glycerophospholipid phospholipase A1 activity. Lineage: Eukaryota; Viridiplantae; Streptophyta; Magnoliopsida; Malpighiales; Salicaceae. Gene Ontology annotation, biological process: lipid metabolic process. The record is from RefSeq and is a predicted model, not a curated record.
GGUUGUUUUGCAAGAAGAAAAUGGUGGGUAGCAUAGCAAAAAGAUGGAAACAUCUAAGUGGAGAAAAUAAUUGGAAGGACCUCCUGGACCCUCUUGAUAACGAUCUCCGGCACUACAUCAUUCAUUACGGGGAAAUGGCUCAGGCUACAUAUGACAGUUUCAACACACAGAAGGUAUCUAAGUAUGCAGGAAGCAGCCUGUAUGCGAAGGAUGAAUUUUUUAACAGGGUUCAUUUAGAGAAAGGCAAUCCAUUCAAGUACCGUGUGACCAAAUUCUUGUAUGCAACCUCACAGGUGCAUAUCUCUGAAGCAUUCAUCAUAAAGUCAUUAUCCAGGGAAGCAUGGAGCAAAGAAUCCAACUGGAUGGGAUUCGUUGCGGUGUCUACCGAUGAAGGGAAGGUCGCGUUAGGGCGGAGAGAUAUUGUCAUUGCUUGGAGAGGAACGAUACAGAUCUUAGAGUGGGUUAACGAUUUUGAAUUUAAUUUAGUCUCUGCUUCUAAAAUACUUGGCGAGUCCGGUAACCCUAAGGUGCACCAGGGUUGGUACUCAAUCUACACUUCUGAUGAUUCGCGCUCACCAUACAACAAGAAUAGUGCUAGAGACCAGGUUCUUAAUGAGGUAGGGAGACUUGUGGAUCAAUUCAAAAAUGAAGAAAUCAGCAUAACCAUAACCGGCCACAGCUUAGGAGCUGCACUUGCAACAUUGAAUGCAGUGGAUAUAGUUGCUAAUGGAUUUAACAAGUCCCAUGAAAACAAAGGUUGUCCUGUUACAGCCAUGCUCUUCGCCAGUCCUCAUGUUGGGGACUCAAACUUUAAGAAGGUUUUCUCCAGAUACAUGGAUCUUAAAGCAUUACGCAUCCAUAACGUUCUAGAUGUUGUUCCUAAGUAUCCAUUUAUAGGCUAUGCGGAUGUGGGAGAAGAAUUGAUAAUUGACACCACCAAAUCUAAGUACCUGAAGAGCCCUGGAAAUGUAUCAAGUUGGCAUAACUUGGAGGCUUACCUGCAUGGAGUGGCUGGAACACAAGGGUCCAAAGGAGGGUUUGAAUUAGUGGUCAAUCGCGAUAUUGCUCUUAUUAACAAAACUACUGAUGGUUUAAAGGAUGAGUAUCUUGUACCAGCAUCAUGGCGGAUUCAAGAAAACAAGGGUAUGGUGCAGAAAGCAGAUGGUUCUUGGAAGUUGGAGGAUCAUGAAGAAGAUGUUGAUACCUGAAGAAUCAAGGUGGUGGUUCCAAAACAUUAAUUAA